Coccomyxa subellipsoidea C-169 is the source of this 504-nucleotide messenger RNA. RefSeq names its product transcriptional coactivator/pterin dehydratase. The record is from RefSeq and is a predicted model, not a curated record. Gene Ontology annotation, biological process: tetrahydrobiopterin biosynthetic process. The transcript is spliced from 4 exons. Gene Ontology annotation, molecular function: 4-alpha-hydroxytetrahydrobiopterin dehydratase activity. NCBI's taxonomy places the organism in Eukaryota, Viridiplantae, Chlorophyta, Trebouxiophyceae, Coccomyxaceae. The annotation marks the transcript as partial.
CAGGAUUUUGGGGCUCGUGAUCCCACAGAAGGCGAAAUUUCCAGCAACUUUGGGGCAAAAGUGCUAGGCAAUGCAGACACCUCCCACAUCAUCAGGGGUCCACCUGGUCUGGAAAACUUGGUUGGCUUAGCCAACAGGAAGUGCAAAGCUUGUGAGGGGGGUGAUGUUCAAGCCAUGGACGAGGCUGCUGUCAACACUCUGAGAAAUCAGGUGCCAGGUUGGCAGUUGAAAAGGGAUGCGAGUGGCGCGCUCUCCCUGCAGCAGGAAUGGAAGGUUCGGAAUUUUCAGGCCGGCCUGGAGCUCUUCAAGAGGAUUGGGGAAGUGGCUGAAGCUGAGGGACACCACCCCGACCUGCAUCUUGAGGGAUACAACCGUGUCACCGCGGACCUGAGCACCCAUUCUGUGGGUGGUCUGACAGAGAACGACUUCAUCAUGGCCGCAAAGAUCAAUAAGCUAUCCUUCUCUGAUCUGACACCCAAGCCAAAGGUCAGGUUCUGGGCGUGA